Molecule: messenger RNA, 2003 nt
Organism: Rana temporaria (common frog)
Lineage: Eukaryota; Metazoa; Chordata; Amphibia; Anura; Ranidae
Product: HAUS augmin-like complex subunit 3
Exons: 6
Coding region: 101-1876 (591 amino acids)
Biological process (GO): centrosome cycle; spindle assembly
Cellular component (GO): centrosome; mitotic spindle; HAUS complex
Source: RefSeq, a predicted model, not a curated record
CAGGUGGAAGCUAUUUAAACAAUAAUCCUAUAGGUGUGUGGUCACUUCCUUACUACAUCCUGCACAGAUUCUUACGUCAGGAACUCUGACGAUAUAUACAAUGGCCAGACAUUUAUUAAGUGUGCCCCCAACUAGGCUCUCUCGUCAACGAUCUACUUGUUUUCUUCUGGACUCUCGCAGCGUUGUAGGCUCAGAUUUUGUUGAAAUGCUCCGUACUAUCGGUUACCCUGGAGCACAGAAUCUUAAGGGGGAGGAUUUUGAUUGGCUAUGUGAAGGCAGUGGAGAGGUAAAGGGCUUCCUAAGUUGGCUUUGCAGCACUGUGGAUCAGAAAAAUGUUUUAACCACUGAGCAAUUGGAGGCCUAUGAUGCCCUUCUAAACUCUGGACAACCACUUCUAGAAGUGGAUGAGAUUCAGAACCUCUGCAAAGGGGCAAGUGAAGCCGAAGGAGACUGGAAGAUGGAAGAUGCAAAGAGUUUGGAAGAACUUGAAGCAGAGCUACAGAGCUUGCGAAGCAUCAAAACUCAUCGACUGCAAUGCCGCAACAAGUUGGAGUCUUUGGGGUUAACACUUCUCCAUAAUCGCUUGUCCUUGGAGAAAGUGGAGAAGCAAGAAGAGAAGAGUCUAAGUAACAUCAAGGAAGAACUUUCAACCCUGAAUUCAAGGUGCAAUGCAGCCUUUGUGAGGCUUCGAGAGACUGUAACAGAGCUUGGAAACUAUUACACUGCCCCAUCUUCCCAGAGUAUUUUGCUUUCUUCUCUUGACUUGGAUAGCUACAUAAGACUUGAAGAAAUGUGCUGGGAACAGGUGGAGCAAAAUGCCAGGGCAGUGUUGCCUGUGAAAGAGGAAGACCUGGAGAGAGAACAAAAAGCUCAGAUAGAGAUGGAAAAAGAAUGCACUAGAGUUCGAGCAGCAUGGUGCUCCCAGAAAAUGCAACUAAGCAUUGCACGUGCCACUCUCAAUAGUAAUAGGGAGGCAUUAAACUGGUUGGAUAGGAAUGCAGGAGAACAGGUUUGGGAUCCUCUGCGUUUGCCUUUGUUGGAGAGAGACAUUCAGACACUAGAGACAGAGAUUGAAGGUUUACAGACGCAAAGACUAGCUCAACUGGUCUGUGAGGCUUCAAUAGGUCUAUGCCUACCUGCCCACCAUGGUUGGGUUCAAACGGAGAGACAAAGACUGGCACGGAUAGGCCAAAUCCAAGCUCCAGUGGCGGAGGCCAUACUAGCUCAGUUGUCUCGUCUACAGCUGGUAGAAUUGGGCCUACAGGUUGACAUGAGGGUACAUCACCAAACUGAGGGGGAUCUUCGAACGCUCAAGAUUAAGAUGAGCAAGCUGUCUGGUGAUCUUGGAAGGAGAAUACUUGGGCCAAGAGAAUUACGGGCCUUUCCUCAAUGUCUGCCACCGAUACGAGUUGACAGCAAAGACCAUACAGCAGUCAGGCUCUCAAUGAUGCUAGAGAACCCAUCAAGGCAAAAAGAACUUUUUCCAAAGUAUGAAGCCCUCCAGCGCCAAGCUGGUUCUCUUCACCAGGAGCUGAUGACACUGAGUAGCAUCCAUCGUGGCCCUCUUCCGCAGACCUCCAGCUUGGAACAGGACUGCGAGGAGCUUCAUCAGUGCUUGUGCUGUGGUACACGGAACUUGCAACUGCGAGAUCCAAACCUCACUCUGGCCUUUGAAGUGCUCUCCUCUGGUGUUUCACAGUUUAAUCAGUUAUGUCUGGACUGCCUAGGGGAUCUGGAACGUAAGAAACAUUCCAUUCAGACUUCUUAUCUAGAGCAGGGGAGACAGUUCUAUGCUCUCUUCCACCAGGACCCCACUCAACUGGCCAAAAUUGUCCAGGAACUGGAGCAGCGGGUGAAGGAGAUACAGACGGACUGAAGAGGACAUCCAACUUUGGUCAAUAACCAUAGCAAUUGGCACUUCAUAUAGGUUUCACUUAUGGUGGUGGCUGUUUACACAUAUGGCAUGCAGUUUGUACUUAAUAAACAAGCAUUAAUGCAUCUGA